Brachypodium distachyon (stiff brome) is the source of this 1773-nucleotide messenger RNA. Its product is annotated as COBRA-like protein 3. Gene Ontology annotation, biological process: plant-type cell wall cellulose biosynthetic process; cellulose microfibril organization. Lineage: Eukaryota; Viridiplantae; Streptophyta; Magnoliopsida; Poales; Poaceae. The transcript is spliced from 6 exons. Gene Ontology annotation, cellular component: plasma membrane. The record is from RefSeq and is a predicted model, not a curated record. The coding region runs from base 35 to 1405 and encodes 456 amino acids.
AAGAGAGAGUAUCCGCGGAGUAGCGGGCGAAGAAAUGGCGGUUGGCGGCGGCACCGGGAGCUCCAGAUCCGCGGCCUGCUGCGGCGCCGUGAUGCUCGCGGCGGUGCUGCUCUUCUUGGCACCGGCCACCACAGAGGCUUACGAUUCACUGGAUCCAAACGGCAACAUCACGAUAAAAUGGGAUAUCAUGGAGUGGACAGCUGAUGGUUAUGUUGCAGUCGUCACAAUGUUCAACUACCAACAAUUCCGACACAUCUCUGCGCCUGGUUGGCAACUGGGGUGGACGUGGGCAAAGAAGGAGGUCAUCUGGUCGAUGGUGGGGGCUCAGACCACUGAGCAGGGCGAUUGCUCAAAGUUCAAGAGCAGCCCUCCCCACUGCUGCAAGAGAGAUCCUACAAUUGUCGAUCUGCUUCCUGGCACCCCAUAUAAUCAGCAAAUUGCCAACUGCUGCAAAGCAGGAGUUAUAAAUACAUUUAACCAGGACCCAUCAAAUGCUGCUUCCUCCUUCCAGGUUAGUGUAGGUCUUGCUGGGACUACCAAUAAGACGGUUAAGGUGCCCAAAAACUUCACUCUCAAGGCCCCAGGUCCAGGGUACACAUGUGGCCGUGCUCUUGUUGGCAGGCCUACUAAGUUUUUCACCUCAGACGGGCGCCGGGCAACCCAAGCUCUUAUGACUUGGAAUGUAUCCUGCACAUACUCCCAAUUUCUUGCUCAGAAGACUCCAAGCUGCUGUGUAUCUCUCUCGUCGUUUUAUAAUGACACUAUUGUGAACUGCCCAACGUGCUCUUGUGGCUGCCAAAACAAUAACACUCGUCCAGGAAGCUGUGUGAAUGAGAAUUCGCCUUAUUUACAAUCUGCCAUCGAUGGCCCUGGCAAAUAUACUGGCCAGCCUCUUGUCCAAUGUACUUCCCACAUGUGCCCGAUAAGAAUCCACUGGCAUGUGAAGCUCAACUACAAGGACUACUGGAGAGUGAAAGUCACUAUUACAAACUUCAACUACCGAAUGAAUUACACACAGUGGAACUUAGUCGUCCAGCACCCCAACUUUGAUAAUAUCACAAAGCUGUUUAGCUUCAACUACAAGCCGCUUACCCCGUAUGGAGGCGGAAUAAAUGAUACUGCGAUGUUCUGGGGAAUGAAAUUCUACAAUGAUUUGCUCAUGCAAGCUGGUCCGCUUGGAAAUGCACAGUCAGAAAUACUUAUGAAGAAGGACUCUGCGACUUUCACCUUCGAUAAAGGAUGGGCCUUCCCACGACGUGUGUACUUCAAUGGCGAUAACUGUGUCAUGCCAUCUCCUGAUGCAUAUCCGUGGUUGCCUAAUGCAAGCCCUCUAACAAAACAACCAUUGACGCUACCGCUCUUGGUAUUCUGGACUGUGUUGGCUACUUUGCUGGCUUAUGUAUAAUGAAUGAGAUCAAGAGAUGCAGCAAGCUUCAAGUUGCUGUCAGGCUCCAUGAGGUAUGGGGCAACGGGUAAUUUGUUCAUACAAUUUCACUAGUGUUGUACACAAGAAAUGGCGUCGCAUAGAGGAAAGCUGAUAUAUGUGUUUUUUGUAUUUUAAAAGGGCCAAAAAUGUAUUUCUUUUUUCUUCUUGUUUACUGGCCACAACACUUUGGUGAACUUUAGUUACUGCAAUUUAGGUAAUUACAGUUGCCCCUCUUGUAUUUUAUAGCAUACCAGGAAUUUUCAUGAAUUAUAUGACUACCUUUCUUGUAGUAAAUGUAUGGGUUCUGUAACUGUUGGUUGAGAUAAUUUAGGUUUGUUUUCUUGCCA